CGACGCUGCCAGUGUGACGUAUAAUCUAGUGGACGGGACGUUCUUUCAACAACAACAGCUAGUCAGACACCUCGGUAGCUUUCUGGCAAACAUAGCUACAACAUUCACGCUCUUUACACUGUUUUGGUGUUUUAAAGUUCUGUUGUUUAGCUAGUUACCUUAUUUAAUGUUAUAUGUACAUUGUUACUCAGCUAGCUGGCUUAAUAAGUUAGCUUAGAGCUAGGCUUGUCGCUAAUGCUACCUAGCUAACAUCUCCGACCAUGAGUUCACUGAGCUACUCUCCUCCGGAUAAAGAAGAGGAGGUCUGCUGGGCGGAGGAAGAGGGUCUGUGGCUGAACAUUGUCGUGAAAGAGGAGAAAGAAGAGGAGGAUGUCACCGUUAAAAAACAAGUAGAGGUUGAGUCUGUUCCGGUUAAAGACGAAGAGAAAGACGUUACUGUGAAAGAAGAGGAAGACUCGUUCAGAGUGAAAGAGGAGGAUGUUACAGUAAAAGAAGAGGAGGAAGAGCAAGAGGAGGAUGCAGGAGAGGAGGGGGAGAUGACUGUCACAUUGAAAGAAGACGACGAGGAGGAGACAGAAGAUCUGAUUAAGACCAGAGAGAGACCAGACUCUCACUCUGACAGCGGAAAGAGUCCUUCGGGGGGACCAGACCCAGAGACGCCCAAACCAGCGAGACAACACCACUGCUCCCAAUGUGAAAAGAGGUUUUCCAAAUCAGGGGACCUAAAACGGCAUGAGAGGAUACACACAGGGGAGAAGCCUUUCCAAUGUUCCCAGUGUGGAAAGUGUUUUAACCGCUUAAGCAACCUGAAGGCGCAUGAGAGGACACACACACAUUAUUUCCAAUGUUCCCACUGUGGGAAGCGUUUUGCCUGCUUAAGCAGGCUGAAGAGGCAUGAGAGGACACACACAGGGGAAAAGCCGUUCCAAUGUUCCCAGUGUGGAAAGCGUUUUACCCGCUUAAAGUGCCUGACGACGCAUGAGAGGACACACACAGGGGGAAAGCCUUUCCAAUGUUCCCAGUGUGGAAAGCAUUUUACCCGCUUAAGGAGCCUGGAGGAGCAUGAGAGGAUACACACAGGGGAAAAUCCGUUCCAAUGUUCCCAGUGUGGAAAGCAUUUUACCCGCUUAAGGAGCCUGGAGGAGCAUGAGAGGACACACACAGGGGAAAAGCCGUUCCAAUGUUCCCAGUGUGGAAAGAGUUUUACCCGCUUAAGUAGCCUGAAGAAGCAUGAAAAGAUACACACAGGGGAAAAGCCCUACCAGUGCUCUCAUUGUGGAAAGACAUUUUCCCAGGCAGAGGACCUGAAAUCACAUGAGAGAAUAGAGAGGCUGUGUUCUGACUUAUGUUUUUGACCUGAGAAUUUAGGUUUUUGUUUAUGCCAAAUGAAAUCAUAUUGUUAACAUGAAAUCAUUAACAAAAUAGACCUACUCUUUUCAAGUUUUCAUCUGGAGAUGAUAAAUACUACCAUUCAUCCAUUGCAUACGAGUAUAAACCCUCUAAUAUUGUUCAUUAUGUUUUGGGGAUAUUGCUAAAUGUUCAUUAUUAUAUAGAUGAAUGGAGUUUUGGAUUUCUUGAUGCUAACCUUAAACCUCUUGGAUUUGAUGUGAUCUGGCUUUUCGCUAAAUUAAUUUGAUUGAAUACAUGAUUUAGAUAUUGCACCAUGUAAAUUAUGGAAUAGAUUAAUAGAAUGAGCAUUUCUUGAUUUUGAACAUUGAAACCUCUUGAAUUUAGUCGUUUUGUUUCAUUUAGUUAAUUUGUUUACUAGUCGUCAAGCUAAAGGACGAUGAAAAUGUGAUGGCGUUUUUAUAACAACAUUGAUAAGUUGUUGACCUGAAAAACAUGAAUGUUCCCACCAAUUCCACUAUGUAGAAGCAGUAUAGAGUUGUUUAUUUUGAUAUUAUCUGUUGACUGAAUAAAUCUGAAUUUGCAUUGAA
Molecule: messenger RNA, 1937 nt
Organism: Oncorhynchus mykiss (rainbow trout)
Lineage: Eukaryota; Metazoa; Chordata; Actinopteri; Salmoniformes; Salmonidae
Biological process (GO): regulation of DNA-templated transcription
Molecular function (GO): DNA-binding transcription factor activity, RNA polymerase II-specific; RNA polymerase II cis-regulatory region sequence-specific DNA binding
Source: RefSeq, a predicted model, not a curated record